AUGAUGGAGGAAGUCACCUUCGAGUGUGACCUGAUUCAUUCCAUAUUGAAGCGCUUUUGGACGCUACGAGCGCUUGAACGGGAAAAUUUUGAAGCUAACGACGCUCCGGAUUCCGAGCUAGGAGUUGGAACAUCCAAGAAGAAUCGGACAACUUCUGCUAAUGGCAAUGCUCUGAAGCUUACUUGCGAACUUCUCCGGGUUUUUAUCACAGAGGCUGUUCAACGCGCUGCUGCUAUUGCAGAAGCUGAGGGUGCUAGUCAAAUAGAACCAACUCAUUUGGAGAUUAUUCUUCCUCAGUUACUUUUAGAUUUCUAA
This is a messenger RNA of Sphenostylis stenocarpa, 315 nucleotides long. The record is from the annotation of a GenBank genome assembly. NCBI's taxonomy places the organism in Eukaryota, Viridiplantae, Streptophyta, Magnoliopsida, Fabales, Fabaceae.